GUCCAUCCCCUGACUGACUGCACAGUAAAGAAGGCUCUCUGUGUUUAAUCGAGGUUUGAGGCGCUAAAGAGAGAACAUGGUCUCUCAGACUUGCAUGUAAACGUGGACGACGUCUUGAUAUAUUACCGGGACACAUUAGAGACUCUCAAUCAUCAUAUCAAGUGGAUAUAAAUCGCCCUUUUCUAUUCUCUGUUGCCAUGAUGGCAGAUCGAGGAUAUUUCACCUACACAUCCGCAAGAUGGCGAUUGUUUUAUGGAUUUCGACGGCAAAUAGGACUGCUCGUGUUGCUGCUUCAUGUGGUUAACAUGGUAGGUGGACAGAUUCGUUAUUCUAUCCCCGAGGAGAUGAAGAAAGGAUCUGUUAUUGGUAACGUAGCGCAAGAUCUUGGUUUAGAUCUGAGAAGGCUCCGUUCUGGGCGGGCCCGUAUCGUGACCGGAGAAAACAUCCAGUACACCGAGCUGAAGACAGACAAAGGGAUUCUCGUCGUGAAUGAGAGAAUAGACCGAGAGCAGCUCUGCGGUGACGUAACGCCAUGUAGCUUCAGCUUUGAAGUGAUUUUGGAAAACCCGAUGGAACUUCACAGAAUAACUGUGGAGGUUUUAGACAUAAAUGAUCACGCUCCGGUCUUCCCAAAUAAAGACAAACCUAUUUCCCUGGAAAUAAGUGAAUCAGCUGUAGUUGGCGGACAGUUUCCUCUGCAGAGUGCAGAGGAUCUAGAUGUGGGGCAAAAUGCUCUGCAGGAGUAUAUUUUGUCACCAAAUGACAAUUUCAUAUUGAAGCAACAUGCAAAUCCAGAUGGAAGUAAAUAUGUUGAAAUGGUGCUGCAGAAACCUUUAGACAGAGAGCAACACCCACAUCUGUCUUUGAAACUGAUUGCAGUGGACGGAGGAACACCACAGAGAUCUGGUACAGUAAAUAUAGAUGUCACUGUGUUAGACGCAAACGACAAUGCCCCAGUCUUUAAUCAAUCCGUGUAUAAAGCUUUUGUGAUGGAAAACACAGUUAAAGGCACAAGUAUUAUCACUGUAAAUGCUACAGACGCCGACAGCGGUUCGAAUGGACUCAUUACUUACAGCUUGUCUAAAACGAAAGGCAGUGCAGCAGAUAUAUUCAGUAUUGAUGAAAACACCGGCACAAUUUCUGUGUCCGGUCAGAUAGAUUAUGAAAAAAACAGAAAAUAUGAAGUUAGGGUCGAGGCGAAGGAUCACGGUGGAUUAACUGGGACAAGUAAAGUAAUAUUUGAUGUUUUUGAUGUCAACGACAACGCCCCGGUUAUAAAUAUUAUGUCAUUUUCAAGUCCAUUGUCUGAGGACGCGCCUCCCGGAACAACCAUUGCCAUUUUAAACAUAAAAGACGCAGAUUCUGAGAAAAAUGGACAAAUUAAAUGUUCGAUAGAUGGAAAACUUCCCUUUAAGAUUGAAUCCUCUCUGACAAACUAUUACAAUUUGAUCGCAGAUCAACAUUUUGAUCGAGAAUCUGUCUCAGAAUAUAACAUAACAAUAACAGCCAGUGAUUUUGGCUCACCACCUCUUUCCAGCUCAACCAAAUUACACCUUAAGAUUUCUGAUGUAAAUGACAACGCACCGUUAUUUGAUAAAAACAGCUACUCUGCUUACGUCACAGAGAAUAAUUCCCCUGGAAUUUCCAUAUUUGCUGUGAGUGCUCGAGACUCUGAUUGGAAUCAAAACGCGAGAAUCUCUUAUCUUUUAGAAGACACACAAGUCAACGGAGGUCCAGUUUCCACGUAUGUGUCCUUAAACUCUGAAACUGGAGUUCUCAGCGCGGUUCGUUCGUUUGAUUAUGAGCAAAUCAAACAGCUGCAGCUCGUCGUCAAAGCGCAGGAUGGAGGCUCUCCUCCACUCAGCAGUAACGUGAGUGUGAAAAUAAUGAUCCAGGACCAGAACGACAGUCCUCCUCAGGUUCUGUACCCGGUCCAGACUGGAGGCUCUCUGGUGGCUGAAAUGGUGCCUCGUUCAGCAGAUGUGGGCUAUCUGGUGACUAAAGUGGUGGCUGUUGAUGUGGACUCUGGACAGAAUGCCUGGCUCUCCUAUAAACUGCAGAAAGCCACAGACAGGGCGCUGUUUGAAGUGGGCUUACAGAAUGGAGAAAUCCGAACUAUCCGCCAGGUGACUGAUAAAGAUGCUGUGAAACAGAGACUGACUGUUAUAGUGGAGGACAACGGGCAGCCCUCUCGUUCAGCUACAGUCAUUGUUAACGUGGCGGUGGCGGACAGCUUCCCGGAAGUGCUGUCGGAGUUCACUGACUUUCCUCACGACAAGGAGUACAAUGACAACCUGACUUUUUACUUAGUGCUGGCUUUGGCUGUAGUGUCCUUCCUGUUCAUCACGUGUUUAGUGGUUAUUAUAUCAGUGAAAAUCUACAGAUGGAGACAGUCUCGCGUCCUGUAUCACUCCAGUCUCCCUGUGAUUCCAUAUUAUCCUCCACGUUACUCAGACACUUUGGGGACAGGGACUCUCCCACACGUGUACAACUACGAGGUGUGCAGGACGACUGACUCCAGAAGGAGUGACUGUAAGUUCGGCGGAGCUGGUAGUCAGAACGUGUUGAUAAUGGACCCCAGUUCUACAGGAACGAUGCAGCGGAUUCAGAGUGAGAAGAGCAUCCUGGAUGAACCAGACUCUCCUCUAGAGGUCAGUUCAAUGAUUUCGUCUCAUCUCUACUUUGUACUCUAA
This is a messenger RNA of Acanthopagrus latus (yellowfin seabream), 2693 nucleotides long. RefSeq names its product protocadherin gamma-A12-like. The transcript has 2 exons. Gene Ontology annotation, cellular component: plasma membrane. The record is from RefSeq and is a predicted model, not a curated record. Lineage: Eukaryota; Metazoa; Chordata; Actinopteri; Spariformes; Sparidae. The coding region runs from base 198 to 2693 and encodes 831 amino acids. Gene Ontology annotation, biological process: homophilic cell-cell adhesion. Gene Ontology annotation, molecular function: calcium ion binding.